Daldinia caldariorum is the source of this 1602-nucleotide messenger RNA. Its product is annotated as NAD(P)-binding protein. Gene Ontology annotation, cellular component: endoplasmic reticulum. The record is from RefSeq and is a predicted model, not a curated record. Lineage: Eukaryota; Fungi; Ascomycota; Sordariomycetes; Xylariales; Hypoxylaceae. Gene Ontology annotation, biological process: fatty acid elongation. Gene Ontology annotation, molecular function: ketoreductase activity. The transcript has 2 exons. Bases 170 to 1168 code for a protein of 332 amino acids.
CCCCAACAGCACGUCAACACACAAUACCGAUAGCACUUAAAUCUUACCCUUUUUUUCUACAUAUUCUUUUCCUGUCUAUCUACCGUAGGAUAGGAUAAUCUUAUACUUACCUAAGGUAUUUAACAAUCCCUCAAAGGUACUUAACCUAUCGUACCUCAUUUUAUCCAACAUGGAUCUCGUCAGCGAGGGUCUCGCUUCCAUUCCGCAGAGCGUACUGUUAGCCUUCGCAGGGCUCGGAGCUCUCUUUACAACUUUUAAAGCGUUAAGCUUUCUCCGUUUCUUUUUGAGCACUUUUGUUCUCGGUGGUACUAAUCUGAGGAAAUAUGGGAAAAAAGGUACCUGGGCUGUUGUGACGGGUGCGUCCGAUGGCUUAGGGAAAGAAUUCGCUACCCAACUCGCUGCUAAGGGCUUCAAUCUCGUCCUAGUAUCUCGGACCUUGUCCAAGUUGGAAGCGUUAUCACAGGAGCUGGAGAGCAAAUAUGCAGGGCUGCAGACGAAAGUACUCGGCAUGGAUUUCUCUGCUGACGACGAGGCCGACUACGCCCGUCUUGCCAAUCUAAUUACUGGUCUCGACAUAGGCAUUCUUAUCAACAACGUUGGCCAGAGUCAUCAUACCGCUGUCCCUUUCCUGCUCACCGAACCAAAGGAGAUUCAAGACAUUAUCACUAUCAAUUGCUUGGGCACUCUUAAGGUCACCCAGCUUAUUGCCCCGGGGAUGCAAACUCGCAAGCGUGGAUUAAUUCUCACGAUGGGUAGCUUCGGCGGAUGGAUUCCGACCCCUUACUUGGCGACUUACUCCGGUAGCAAGGCGUUCCUGCAGCAUUGGUCCUCGGCUCUCGCGGCUGAGCUCAAUUCGAGCAACGUCGACGUCCAGAUUUGCCUCAGCUACCUUGUCACGACAGCGAUGAGCAAGGUACGACGCCCUAGCGCACUUAUUCCUAGUGCAAAACAAUUCGUGCGAGCUGCCCUGGGCAAGGUGGGAUUGGGAGGCUGGCAAAGCGUGGCAUAUACUUAUACACCGCAUUGGAGCCACGCACUGAUGGCCUGGGCUGUCGAGAGUACUCUGGGCGUUGGUCACUGGCUCUGCAUCUGGGUCAACUUGAAGAUGGAAAUGGAUAUUCGAGACCGCUAUCUGAAGAAAGCAGCCCGAAACGCCAAGAAGGAAUAAUCCAGCUCGACGCACAGCUCGACGCGGAUUAUGAAGGGUACGGCCGUGGUUUCAAUUAUAAUUUUAAGACGACGAGGUGAAUUCGAACGCCUUUUUUCAGACGUCUUCUAUUUCGUCGGUAUGCAUUACUAGGUAGGUAGUUUGCAUAUUAACCUAGGUAGGCGUACCUUACCUGGUAGUUAAAGUAUGUCGAUACAGGAUGAUUGUCAAAUUCAAGCACCGUAAUUUAGCAGAAGUAUUGAACUACAAGAACAAUAAACGCACCUGUUGGUUGUUUUAAGUAACCCGUUAUUCGAAUAGAGGUAAUAGGUAGGUAGGUAGGUACCUACCUAGUAAAUAAGAAACUCGCAGCUUCAAGUUGGUGUUAUGGUGACACGAAAGUUAGAUCGGGUUAAUGGCACAUUUCUAACGUCUUAAAUAGCAUUGUGUGCUGA